Molecule: messenger RNA, 1007 nt
Organism: Lactuca sativa (garden lettuce)
Lineage: Eukaryota; Viridiplantae; Streptophyta; Magnoliopsida; Asterales; Asteraceae
Source: RefSeq, a predicted model, not a curated record
AAAUUAGAAUUUUUUUUGGAAAUGAAAUAGCCGUUAGUCCCGCUUGGGUUACUUUCAAAUUCAAAACACCUUUCUGCAACACCCUCUUCUUCCUAUUUUAAAACACACACACACACACAUUCUCUCAGCUUUGUUCAUCACAGCUCAAGAUUCUCGUCGAUAAUGCCAACAGUUCAAUCUCCGAUCACAGGAAACCCUCUAGUCCGGCCAAAAACCGGCAGACAGCCUCUUAAACCGAUCAGAUCCCCGUCGAAUGUACAUCCUCCACCGUCUGGAAACACCUACCAAAAGCCAAAUCUAAAGCAUGGAUGGAUCGAGAUCUCUGAAGAUUCUAACAAGGAGAAUCCUAAUCAGAAUGAGAAACGAAAUAUUACUUCUAAUCUGGAUCCGAAUCUUUCUUCGAUCUGUGCUGUUUCUGUUGCUGCAGCUCCGGUGCAAAUCGAGGAAUUUGAAGUCUCGCUGGCUGAGGAACUGAAUGCCAUUCGGGAAAAGAUGGAGAGGUUGAGGUCCGACAGAGAGAAAACAGAGAAGAUGCUCAGAGACAGGGAGUUAAUGAUGGAGACGAAGAUGAAGGAGCUCGAUCAGAGAGGAGAGAUUCAGAAGGCGCUUGAAAUUGAAGUGGAUCGGCUUUAUAGAUUAAACGAGCUCAGAUCUUUAUGCAACAGGAUACUACCGAUCAAAUCAUUGAGAGAGAAGGAGCAUGAGAAGAUCAAACCAGAUAAAUCACAGGCGACGGAAGAAGAAAAGGUCAGAUCGUUGAGAGAGAAGGAGAAGACCAAACCAGAUAAACCCCAGGGGGGAAAUGCUGAAGAAACUGAAGAAGAAAAGGUGACAAGUCCUUGUGGGGUAAAUGAUUCGAAGAAUUGAAAUAAUUAAGUUGAAGUUUUGCUUUUGGAUUUUUGGUUUGUUGUUGGGGUCAAAAAGGAAAAAGUGGGUAUAAUUCCUUGUUGUAUUCAUUGAUUGAUAUUGAAAAAUAGUAGAAGCAUGUGUGUCGUCAUAAUUGCAAA